This is a messenger RNA of Pan troglodytes (chimpanzee), 4411 nucleotides long. RefSeq names its product chloride channel accessory 2 (gene CLCA2). The coding region runs from base 553 to 3384 and encodes 943 amino acids. Gene Ontology annotation, biological process: chloride transport. Gene Ontology annotation, molecular function: intracellularly calcium-gated chloride channel activity. NCBI's taxonomy places the organism in Eukaryota, Metazoa, Chordata, Mammalia, Primates, Hominidae. Gene Ontology annotation, cellular component: plasma membrane. The record is from RefSeq and is a predicted model, not a curated record. The transcript has 14 exons.
AAGGGCUGUAGGGACUGGGCUGCAGAAUGGAUUUCUAAAUCUUCAAAAUAAACAGGCAAGGAAAUCUUGCAACAAAUGAAAAAUGACUUGAGGGCAGUAGAAAGUACUUGUGCCAACUGAUGGAGGAGGUUAUGAAAAAUGAGGAGAGGAAAAUCACUAUCGACUUCUGUGUUUCUACUGCAAGUGGAUUGAACAGUCCAGAUAUACUGAUUUCCAGCCCAUAUUUCCUGCUUUUAAGCUCCUUUGGUCUUAUUUCCCUCUUCUUUCUGAAAAGUUAUAAAAUGAAUGAAGGGCAGAAUGUUUCUUGCCCAACCAUGAUUCAGGAGGCAGCUCAGCCACAGAACAGGCAAGUGUAGCACUGCCUAGAGGAAAAGGACUUGUAGAGGCAGGUCCCAGAUGGAUCCACCCCAGACUUUUCAAAGAAGACACCUCCUUCAUCUUGUGUUCUAAAACCUUGCAAGUUCAGGAAGAAACCAUCUGCAUCCAUAUUGAAAACCUGACACAAUGUAUGCAGCAGGCUCAGUGUGAGUGAACUGGAGGCUUCUCUACAACAUGACCCAAAGGAGCAUUGCAGGUCCUAUUUGCAACCUGAAGUUUGUGACUCUCCUGGUUGCCUUAGGUUCAGAACUCCCAUUCCUGGGAGCUGGAGUACAGCUUCAAGACAAUGGGUAUAAUGGAUUGCUCAUUGCAAUUAAUCCUCAGGUACCUGAGAAUCAGAACCUCAUCUCAAACAUUAAGGAAAUGAUAACUGAAGCUUCAUUUUACCUAUUUAAUGCUACCAAGAGAAGAGUAUUUUUCAGAAAUAUAAAGAUUUUAAUACCUGCCACAUGGAAAGCUAAUAAUUACAGCAAAAUAAAACAAGAAUCAUAUGAAAAGGCAAAUGUCAUAGUGACUGACUGGUAUGGGGCACAUGGAGAUGAUCCAUACACCCUACAAUACAGAGGGUGUGGAAAAGAGGGAAAAUACAUUCAUUUCACACCUAAUUUCCUACUGAAUGAUAACUUAACAGCUGGCUACGGAUCACGAGGCCGAGUGUUUGUCCACGAAUGGGCCCACCUCCGUUGGGGUGUGUUCGAUGAGUAUAACAAUGACAAACCUUUCUACAUAAAUGGGCAAAAUCAAAUUAAAGUGACAAGGUGUUCAUCUGACAUCACAGGCAUUUUUGUGUGUGAAAAAGGUCCUUGCCCCCAAGAAAACUGUAUUAUUAGUAAGCUUUUUAAAGAAGGAUGCACCUUUAUCUACAAUAGCACCCAAAAUGCAACUGCAUCAAUAAUGUUCAUGCAAAGUUUAUCUUCUGUGGUUGAAUUUUGUAAUGCAAGUACCCACAACCAAGAAGCACCAAACCUACAGAACCAGAUGUGCAGCCUCAGAAGUGCAUGGGAUGUAAUCACAGACUCUGCUGACUUUCACCACAGCUUUCCCAUGAAUGGGACUGAGCUUCCACCUCCUCCCACAUUCUCGCUUGUACAGGCUGGUGACAAAGUGGUCUGUUUAGUGCUGGAUGUGUCCAGCAAGAUGGCAGAGGCUGACAGACUCCUUCAACUACAACAAGCCGCAGAAUUUUAUUUGAUGCAGAUUGUUGAAAUUCAUACCUUUGUGGGCAUUGCCAGUUUUGACAGCAAAGGAGAGAUCAGAGCCCAGCUACACCAAAUUAACAGCAAUGAUGAUCGAAAGUUGCUGGUUUCAUAUCUGCCCACCACUGUAUCAGCUAAAACAGACAUCAGCAUUUGUUCAGGGCUUAAGAAAGGAUUUGAGGUGGUUGAAAAACUGAAUGGAAAAGCUUAUGGCUCUGUGAUGAUAUUAGUGACCAGCGGAGAUGAUAAGCUUCUUGGCAAUUGCUUACCCACUGUGCUCAGCAGUGGUUCAACAAUUCACUCCAUUGCCCUGGGUUCAUCUGCAGCCCCAAAUCUGGAGGAAUUAUCACGUCUUACAGGAGGUUUAAAGUUCUUUGUUCCAGAUAUAUCAAACUCCAAUAGCAUGAUUGAUGCUUUCAGUAGAAUUUCCUCUGGAACUGGAGACAUUUUCCAGCAACAUAUUCAGCUUGAAAGUACAGGUGAAAAUGUUAAACCUCACCAUCAAUUGAAAAACACAGUGACUGUGGAUAAUACUGUGGGCAACGACACUAUGUUUCUAGUUACGUGGCAGGCCAGUGGUCCUCCUGAGAUUAUAUUAUUUGAUCCUGAUGGACGAAAAUACUACACAAAUAAUUUUAUCACCAAUCUAACUUUUCGGACAGCUAGUCUUUGGAUUCCAGGAACAGCUAAGCCUGGGCACUGGACUUACACCCUGAACAAUACCCAUCAUUCUCUGCAAGCCCUGAAAGUGACAGUGACCUCUCGCGCCUCCAACUCAGCUGUGCCCCCAGCCACUGUGGAAGCCUUUGUGGAAAGAGACAGCCUCCAUUUUCCUCAUCCUGUGAUGAUUUAUGCCAAUGUGAAACAGGGAUUUUAUCCCAUUCUUAAUGCCACUGUCACUGCCACAGUUGAGCCAGAGACUGGAGAUCCUGUUACGCUGAGACUCCUUGAUGAUGGAGCAGGUGCUGAUGUUAUAAAAAAUGAUGGAAUUUACUCGAGGUAUUUUUUCUCCUUUGCUGCAAAUGGUAGAUAUAGCUUGAAAGUGCAUGUCAAUCACUCUCCCAGCAUAAGCACCCUAGCCCACUCUAUUCCAGGGAGUCAUGCUAUGUAUGUACCAGGUUACACAGCAAACGGUAAUAUUCAGAUGAAUGCUCCAAGGAAAUCAGUAGGCAGAAAUGAGGAGGAGCGAAAGUGGGGCUUUAGCCGAGUCAGCUCAGGAGGCUCCUUUUCAGUGCUGGGAGUUCCAGCGGGCCCCCACCCUGAUGUGUUUCCACCAUGCAAAAUUAUUGACCUGGAAGCUGUAAGAGUAGAAGAGGAAUUGACCCUAUCUUGGACAGCACCUGGAGAAGACUUUGAUCAGGGCCAGGCUACAAGCUAUGAAAUAAGAAUGAGUAAAAGUCUACAGAAUAUCCAAGAUGACUUUAACAAUGCUAUUUUAGUAAAUACAUCAAAGCGAAACCCUCAGCAAGCUGGCAUCAGGGAGAUAUUUACGUUCUCACCCCAAAUUUCCACAAAUGGACCUGAACAUCAGCCAAAUGGAGAAACACAUGAAAGCCACAGAAUUUAUGUUGCAAUACGAGCAAUGGAUAGGAACUCCUUAAAGUCUGCUCUAUCUAACAUUGCCCAGGCAUCUCUGUUUAUUCCCCCCAAUUCUGAUCCUGUACCUGCCAGAGAUGAUCUUAUAUUGAAAGGAGUUUUAACAGCAAUGGGUUUGAUAGGAAUCAUUUGCCUUAUUAUAGUUGUGACACAUCAUACUUUAAACAGGAAAAAGAGAGCAGACAAGAAAGAGAAUGGAACAAAAUUAUUAUAAAUAAAUAUACAAAGUGUCUUCCUUCUUAGGUAUAAGACCCAUGGCCUUUGACUACAAAAACAUACUAACAAAGUCAAAUUAACAUCAAAACUGUAUUAAAAUGCAUUGUGUUUUUGUACAAUACAGAUAAGAUUUUUACAUGGUAGAUCAACAAAUUCUUUUUGGAAGUAGAUUAGAAAACCCUUACACUUUGGCUAUGAACAAAUAAUAAAAAUUAUUCUUUAAAGUAAUGUCUUUAAAGGCAAAGGGAAGGGUAAAGUCGGACCAGUGUCAAGGAAAGUUUGUUUUAUUGAGGUGGAAAAAUAGCCCCAAGCAGAGAAAAGGAGGGUAGGUCUGCAUUAUAACUGUCUAUGUGAAGCAAUCAUUUAGUUACUUUGAUUAAUUUUUCUUUUCUCCUUAUCUGUGCAGAACAGGUUGCUUGUUUACAACUGAAGAUCACGCUAUAUUUUAUAUAUGAAGCCCCUAAUGCAAAGCUCUUUACCUCUUGCUAUUUUGUUAUAUAUAUUACAGAUGAAAUCUCACUGCUAAUGCUCAGAGAUCUUUUUUCACUGUAAGAGGUAACCUUUAACAAUAUGGGUAUUACCCUUGUCUCUUCAUACCGGUUUUAUGACAAAGGUCUAUUGAAUUUAUUUGUUUGUAAGUUUCUACUCCCAUCAAAGCAGCUUUCUAAGUUACUGCCUUGGUUAUUAUUGGAUGAUAGUUAUAGCCCUUAUAAUGCCUUAACUAAGGAAGAAAAGAUAUUAUUCUGAGUUUGUUUUAAUACAUAUAUGAACAUAUAGUUUUAUUCAAUUAAACCAAAGAAGAGGUCAGCAGGGAGAUACUAACCUUUGGAAAUGAUUAGCUGGCUCUGUUUUUUGGUUAAAUAAGAGUCUUUAAUCCUUUCUCCAUCAAGAGUUACUUACCAAGGGCAGGGGAAGGGGGAUAUAGAGGUCACAAGGAAAUAAAAAUCAUCUUUCAUCUUUAAUUUUACUCCUUCCUCUUAUUUUUUAAAAAGAUUAUCGAACAAUAAAAUCAUUUGCCUUUUUAA